AUAGUAUUUACCUAGUAUACAUUUUGACACCUUGACAUUUCUCCCUAAGGUCACAUGUCCACAAUAACACAGUGAUUUGAACACGUCUCUGUCGAUAUUUCACACCCGCCACCGCCUCCCUCUGGACACUCUCCAGCCGUCUGAGAGGAGAGUCGAUGAUAUCACAGCGGGGGCGGGGGCAUGUGUGUCUAUAAGUACAGGCACAACACAGGGAAACCUCUCUAUGAAGUAGAGCUGAGCUGUGCUGACAACAAGAUACUGUAGGAGAGCAAGCAAGAGCAGACGGGUGUACUUAUUGGUGCACAGACUCUGAACUGUGGAUACAUUUUUUAUCCUGGAGCUGACAAACAAGACUUCUUUCUUCUAGGGAUUUUGGAUGAUCGAUCAAAAACAACUUUUUACCUCUACAAUUCUUUAUUCCUUUGAAAGGUUUUACCAGUUUUUCUCUUUUUGUUCAUCUGCUGUAAUCAAGAUGCUUAGCCCUGUUACUUUGCAGCAGAUCAUUUCCACCCUGUUUGUGCUAAGCAGCGCUGCAGUGAUGGCAGAGAGGGAGUGCCCGGCGGAGUGCUCCUGCACCCCCUCGCCCCAGUCGUGCCCGUUGGGUGUCAGCUGGGUGACCGACCACUGUGGCUGCUGUAAAGUUUGUGCUCGGCAGUUUAAUGAGGACUGCAGCACCACCGAACCCUGCGAUCACAUCAAGGGGCUACGCUGCCAUCUGGGGGCUGGAGGAGACCCUGAGAGAGGACUGUGUCGAGCUGAGGCCCAGGGUUUGCCCUGCGAGUUUGGCGGGCGGGUGUACCAGCAUGGGGAAGACUUCCAGCCCAACUGCCAGCACCAGUGCACCUGUAUGGACAGGGUGGUGGGCUGCAUGCCCCUCUGUCCUCCCCAAGUGCCACUGCCCGACUGGCGCUGCAUGUGGCCCCAGCUGGCCAGGCCCGAGGGCGGCUGCUGUGAGGAAUGGGUGUGUGAUGACAACAACCACAUCAGUGAGGAGCCAGACGAGCUGACACACACCUCCCUGCCAGACAGCGAGCCCCUUCCCAACCACAUCAGUGCCUUGCUGCAUGCCCAGCCGCAGCCUCGGCACCCAGCUGCCACCGGAGGGGCCACGUUCAGAGAAAUGGUGUCCUUCCCCAUGUCUGAGGUUUUUCUCAAAUCCAGCUGUUUCCCACAAAUCACAGAGUGGACCGACUGUUCCACCACAUGUGGGAUGGGCAUUUCAAGUCGAGUGACCAAUAACAACCCAGACUGUCGGCUGGUCAGAGAAACCAGACUGUGCCAGAUCCGGCAAUGUGAGCUGCAGCUCCCUGCAGCUAGCAAGAAGGGGAAGAAGUGUCAGCGAACUGUCCGCCCCCAGGAACCGGUCACAAUCACUUUUGCGGGAUGCUCGACGACACAGCGGUACCGCCCUCGCACCUGUGGGACUUGCACUGAUGACCGUUGUUGCACACCCUCCCUCUCCCGCACUGUGCGGCUCCGCUUCCACUGCCCUGACGGAGAGGACUUCUACAGAAACGUCAUGUGGAUCCAGCGCUGCAGCUGCAAUACAAGCUGUCGUAUACCAAGCGGGCCCUCCAGCCCUUCAGUCAGCCUCCACAACGACAUCCACACCUUCAGGCACUGAGGCCGACGCUUCAUGCCCAGCGCUGGCCUGGCACACUGGGCAAAGACUCUGCAUACCCCCACCCACCACCACCCCCACUCCUGCCACCCUCCUCCCCAACAAGGCAAUACACUCGCUUGCACUUUAAGCUUCCUGCCACAAUGACAUCAGUUUGUCCACACUAGAGGUGUGUUACUUCUCUAGUACUAGGGCAGCACUGAGGACAGCACACUGCAGUAUGCUGCUGUGUUAAACUGUUGGCAAAGAGCUUUUACUGAAACUUCUUUUAUUUAAUUGUAAUUUUGUAUCCUCCACGCAGAGGGCGAUGUGACAAUUUGUCAUACAGAAAGAAGGUUUUUUAGACCAGUAACAGAGAACAUUUAUGAGAAGUGAUGGGGAAUUAUGGACAUGCAUUUUGAAUGAUGAGGAAGAACUAGAUGACAUAACACAUUCAUUAGAGACUAGAGGCUAUGUGUUCUUUAUUGCCUGUCCUUUGUGAUAAAAUGUUUAUCUGUAUGUGUGUGUGUGUGUGUGUGUGUGUGUGUGUGUGUGUGUGUGUGUGUGC
This is a messenger RNA of Sander lucioperca (pikeperch), 2168 nucleotides long. RefSeq names its product cellular communication network factor 1, like 2 (gene ccn1l2). Gene Ontology annotation, cellular component: extracellular region. The coding region runs from base 377 to 1624 and encodes 415 amino acids. Gene Ontology annotation, molecular function: protein binding. NCBI's taxonomy places the organism in Eukaryota, Metazoa, Chordata, Actinopteri, Perciformes, Percidae. Gene Ontology annotation, biological process: signal transduction. The record is from RefSeq and is a predicted model, not a curated record. The transcript is spliced from 5 exons.